Osmia lignaria (orchard mason bee) is the source of this 795-nucleotide messenger RNA. RefSeq lists its product as uncharacterized. The record is from RefSeq and is a predicted model, not a curated record. Lineage: Eukaryota; Metazoa; Arthropoda; Insecta; Hymenoptera; Megachilidae.
UCAUACUAGCAUCACCUUAACCUAAACAUGAAGUAAACAAAGAAGUCCAAAGAAGUCUUUGACAGUUAUGGCAAGAUACUCCAGUGAAUCGGAUUCAGACCACAAUAGCAGAUAUCGAAGAAGACGUAGCAGAAGAUCUAGAUCCUCUAGUUCAGAUUCUAGUGAUUCAUCACCUCAUAGAAGAAGAUCAUCUAAACAUUCAAAAUCUAAAAGGAGACAUCGUUCACAUUCUCGAAGUAGAGGCAGAGACAGAGAUCGUGGUCAAAAAAGUUACAAAAGCUCAAGAAAUAGUAGUUCAAAAGGUAGUGAAAGACAUAAGUAUCGUUCUAGAUCACGUUCUUCAGAUCAAUCUAAAAGAAAGGUUAGAUCCGCAUCAAGAGAAAAAUCUGGAAGUCGUUCAAGUAGUUCACAAUCUAAUGUAAAAAGUACUGUGUCUGACAAAACCAAAACAAUAUUAAUAAAAGAUGAUUUUCCCAUUGAGCCACGUUUUAAGGAGGGUGUAUUAGACGAAAUUAAUUCUGAAGGUUUUACACCGAAACAGUUCACAUCAUCUAAUACAAAGGAAAAGAAAUUUAAAAACAUUGUUAUAGACAUUAGUGCAGAUACUAUACAAGUUCCAACAGUAGCUGAAAUUCCUUGUGGGACAGAGAGUAUUUUUCAUUCAUCGAUAAUGCUUGAUCAAGAAGUGAGGUUUGACAAAUGGGUGAAAAAAUUGUACACCCUUAGGCAGAAAGCUAUAGCUGAUUUAAUACAUUCAAAUGUUACUUGAUAAUUAAAUCAUUUAGUUCUAUUAAA